This is a messenger RNA of Chlorocebus sabaeus (green monkey), 2718 nucleotides long. RefSeq names its product transmembrane protein 151A (gene TMEM151A). The record is from RefSeq and is a predicted model, not a curated record. Lineage: Eukaryota; Metazoa; Chordata; Mammalia; Primates; Cercopithecidae.
GCCAACGCCGCCAACGCCUCCGCCGCCGCCGCCGCCGCCGCUGCCGCUGCGCUCAGGCUCGAGCUCCGCGCACUCCCUCCGCGGCCGCUGAGCCGAGCGGACGCCCCUGGGGGCCGCGCCGCAGCCCUCUGUGCUCCGCCCUAUCAUGCCCGGUGCCCGGGCUGGGGCCGCCCAAGCAGCCAGGACACCAUGCCCGAGGACGGCGCUGGCGACGGCGGGGAGGUGCCCGCGCUCAUCCCGGACGGCGAGCCGCUGCGGGAAGAGCAGCGGCCCCUGAAACAGUCCCUGGGAAGCUCCCUGUGCCGCGAGUCGCACUGGAAGUGCCUGCUCCUCACUCUGCUCAUCCACGCCUGCGGGGCCGUGGUGGCCUGGUGUCGCCUGGCCACAGUGCCGCGGCUGGUCCUGGGGCCCGAGGCUGCCUUGGCCCGGGGAGCCGGUGGCCCGCCACCCACCUACCCGGCCAGCCCCUGCUCCGAUGGCUACCUGUACAUCCCGCUGGCCUUCGUCUCCCUGCUCUACCUCCUCUACUUGGCCGAGUGCUGGCACUGUCACGUGCGGUCCUGCCAGGCGCCACGCACCGACGCCCACACGGUGCUGGCGCUGAUCCGCCGGCUGCAGCAGGCGCCGCCGUGCGUCUGGUGGAAGGCCACCAGCUACCACUACGUGCGGCGCACCCGCCAGAUCACACGCUACCGCAACGGCGACGCCUACACCACCACGCAGGUGUACCAUGAGCGCGCCGACAGCCGCACGGCCCGCGGCGAGUUUGACUACUCGGCUCACGGCGUCCGUGACGUCUCCAAGGAGCUGGUGGGGCUGGCGGAGCACGCGGCCACGCGGCUGCGCUUCACCAAGUGCUUCAGCUUCGGCAGCGCGGAGGCCGAGGCCUCGUACCUCACGCAGCGGGCGCGCUUCUUCAGCGCCAACGAGGGCCUGGACGACUACCUGGAGGCGCGCGAGGGCAUGCACCUGAAGGACGUGGACUUCCGCGAGUCGCUCAUGGUCUUCGCCGACCCCCGCAGCCCGCCCUGGUACGCUCGCGCCUGGGUCUUCUGGCUCGUGUCGGCGGCCACGCUGUCGUGGCCCCUGCGCGUCGUGGCCGCCUAUGGAACAGCCCACGUGCACUACCAGGUGGAGAAGCUCUUCGGCGCCAGCUCGCCCCCGCCCGGGGCCGUGCCCAGCGGGCCCCCGCUGUCCCGCGUGGCCACAGUGGACUUCACUGAGCUCGAGUGGCACAUCUGCUCCAACCGGCAGUUGGUGCCCAGCUACUCGGAGGCCGUGGUCAUGGGCGCGGGCUCGGGCGCCUACCUCAGAGGCUGCCAGCGCUGCCGUCGCUCCGUCAGCAGCAACUCGCUGCCCCCCGCCCGGCCCAGCGGGCCCCGUCUGCCCUUCAGCCGCAGCCGCCUCUCACUGGGCGCUGGGGGCCGGGCCACGCCAGGGGUCUUCCGCAGCCUGAGCGGGGGGCCCCUGGGGCGCCGUGGAGAGGACACAGAACCCCUCGAGAGCCCGCCCUGCUAUGAGGACGCCCUCUACUUCCCGGUGCUCAUUGUCCACGGAGACAGCGGCUGCCAGGGGGAUGGGCAGGGUGCGCUCUGAGACCCCCACAGCCCCCAGAGUAGCCCCCUCCCCACCAUUCCACCAUGGGCUUAGAUGCCCGGGUGAUCGUCGUCCAAAACAGGCGGGAAAACAGACCAGCCACACACAAGGGGCAAGGGUGAGGGUGGGGGUGGGGGUCCUCAAACAGACUAAAAUGCAGUGACCCGUGGUCAUUUUGGAGGAAACGGAGGCCACCUAAGUGGAGCCUAAGAAUCGCCCCCAGCAUAGCUUCACCCCCCAAGAUGGCCAAUGAUCUGGCCUGGAGGCCUCUCACAAAGGGCAGGAGAAGAAGCUUCCAGAAAGGCUGGGAUGGAGGAGGAGUCCUGCAGCCAGCUGUUGCCUGCAGCAAAGGCUGCCUGUGGACACUUCCCUGCCGGGGCUGAGGCCAUGCUGGGAGCUUCCCAGCGACGCAGAAGCACAAAUUGGCAGGUUGGGGCCAUGCCCAGCCAGGUUGGUUUCCCUGGGGCUGAAGAGCUGGCUGUGGUGGCACCAUGGCCUUGGCCCUGCUACUCACCCAACAUUCCCAUCCUCCCCUGAUAGGCCCCUCCGUGCCUGCCCUUUCGCCCGCUGCUCAGGGCCAGUCACUGAUUGGACCUAGCAGUACUGUUCCUCCACUGGGAGCCUGGUUCUUGGAGUACAGCCUUGCCCCAUGCACCUGUACUGUUUCGCCUGGUGUCCACUGCGCCCUCCUCCCACAUUCAGCUACCCGUACAACCUGGGGUUCCUUCUCAGGGCCUCAUCUGGUCCCCACAUCCCCUGGCCUCUGCUCCUGCCUCUCAAAGUCCAUGUCUGCCUCCAUCAGUCACACACACCCAGGGACGCCCUCUCCUUGCCCUCCGGGACUUAUCUACUCUUCACUUUCCUGAUGAUCCGUGGGGCCCAGACCUAGAGGGCAUCCGAGGGGCCCGGCCUCGCCCACAGCCUGUUGGAUGAUGUCCUUGCUCCACCAUGCAGGCCCUUGCUUCUCCCAUCAAUGAGUCCUGGCCCACGGGACACUGACCCUCCCCCAGGGAGGAGAGAGGAGUUCCUUCCCUUUCAACGAAGGCUUCCACACCCUCUCAAGGGUGGUGGGGAAGGGAGGACGCUGAGAAGAUGCAGAUUAAAUAAAGGUAUGGAAUGGAA